This is a messenger RNA of Penicillium arizonense, 600 nucleotides long. RefSeq names its product HIT family protein. Gene Ontology annotation, molecular function: catalytic activity. The transcript is spliced from 2 exons. Lineage: Eukaryota; Fungi; Ascomycota; Eurotiomycetes; Eurotiales; Aspergillaceae. The record is from RefSeq and is a predicted model, not a curated record. The coding region runs from base 1 to 600 and encodes 199 amino acids.
AUGCCAGCCCUGAAAGGCGCCACUGUGCCAAUUUACUUUGGCUCAUUUAUCGUCACGCCACAGGUCUUCCUCCAAACACCCCUCACCUUCGCCCUAGUAAAUCUCAAACCGAUCCUCCCAGGUCACGUCCUCGUCUCCCCACGACGCGUCGUCCCCCGCGUCGCAGACCUAACACCCGCCGAAACAAGCGAUCUCUUCCUCACAGUGCGCCGAGUCGGCCGCAUGGUUGAGCGCGUAUAUGGUGCCUCGAGUUUAAAUAUCGCCGUGCAGGACGGCGUGCAUGCUGGCCAGAGUGUACCGCAUGUACACGCACACGUCAUUCCUCGCAAAGUGGCGGAUUUGGAUCAUCGCGGUGGUACAGAUGCGGUGUAUGAUUUGCUUGAUGGGGAGGAAGGGGAUUUGGGGAAGACAUAUAGAGAUGCUGAGGCCGGGACUCACGCUGACGGGGUAGUGAAGACUAAUGAGGCGGCUUCGAGGUCUGGGAGGAGGUCUGGAUUCCCUGCUGUUGAUAAUGAGGGGCGGAAGCCUAGGAGUGAGGAGGAGAUGAGGGUUGAGGCUGAGAUGUUGGCUAGGGAGAUGGAGAAUGAGCCGAUUGAUUGA